GAGCGCGUCGACUGAGCCACGUUCGUCCAUCUUUGCUCCUCUUCUCUUCGUCUCCGUGUGCGACUCUCGUUCGCACUCCACCUGUGACCAGGAUGAAGAUCGUUGACGCGAUGACCUUCUUUCACUUCUUUCUGUUACCGCUGUACGCCACGUCAGCCAUCGCUAUGGCGGCUGGCGGGCGACCUGCCUCUUCUCAGUACCUCAGGCAUACCGGUGAUCUUCGAGAGCUGAUUAAGGCGGAGGGCGGGUCCGUUCGCAGCUGGGGUGGGGCUCUGGAGGAGUUUUCCAAUGCCUCCCUGGGAACAGGCAUGGUGACGUUGGAGGCCGGCUUCAUGAUGUUGCCCGAGUACUCCGACUGCCAUUACCUCCUCUACGUGAUUGAAGGAUCCGCCUUGGUGGGACUGAUGUCACCUGUCGGGGUCCCAACCAAUACCAGGAGGAUCGAGCAAGGGGAUGUGUUCGCGAUUCCCCGAGGCUGGGUGAGCUGGGCCAUCAACUGCGGAAGCUCUCGGCUGCGGGCGUUCGCGGCGUGGGACACGUCGGUGGGCCAUGCACGUGGCGAGUGCAUGCACUUUCAUCUGGCAGGCUCGUCGUCGACCUCCACGGCAGCAGCGGAACAUCAGAAGGACACGCGUUCGAUUCUUCACGGUUUCAGUAAAGAUCUACUGGCCAAAGCGUGGGACGUGGACGUCAGCCACGUGGAGCGGCUGCUGCGGUCCCAGCACGAGAGCGCCAUUGUGAGACUGCCUUCUCGCUCAGCGACCAGCCGUGCCACGUGUCAGAAUGCUGUCAGUCAGGCUGCCCAGACAUGGACGACAACAUCGUCAGUCAGUCAACUGGCUAUGGGAUUGGGUGAUGACGUCAACGGAGAGCAGGGGCCGUCCUCCGCGUUCGGUCUCUUGCCGCUCCCUGGUGGCGAGUACGUGUACAGGCUGGACAGAUCGUCCGCUGACGUGGCGAACAAGGGCGGGAAGCUUUGGUUGCUGAAUGCGCACCGAAUGCCAGCGCUGCGUCAGCUGGGGAUGGGAGCGUACAGACUGCUCUUGCGGCCAGGGGCGGUGGUGGGCCCGGCGUGGUCAGUGAACGCGCACCACAUCGUGUACAUCAUCAGAGGUAAGGGGCGCGUCCAGAUCGCGGGUCCGGACGGGCGCAAUGAGCUGGACGCGGAGGUGCGCGCAGGACAGGUGGUGGCGAUCCCGCGCUUCUUCGCGGCAUUGAAGGUGGCGUCGGAGGAGGAGCCGUUGGAAAUGAUCUCGGUGACAUCGUCGUCGAUGCCCUUGUCUUCUUUCCUGUCCGGAUCGACUUCCCUGCUAAAGAACAUGCCGUUGGAUGUGGUCACCCACGCGUUCAACAUCGACAAGGAGCUGGAGGAGAAGUUUAGGGAGAAGAGGAGGGAGGUGACCGCUAUCCUGCCGCAGUCGCAAUCGUCGGGGAGUGAGAAGGACUCGUGGACAUCGUUCCUGUCCGGCUCGAGCUCCCUCUUACACACGACCCUCCUGGUUUAUCAUCGAAUGCACGUGCGAGGAGGUACGCAGAUAGGGAGGAACAUCAAGCAGCUGACCACAGAAGCGCCACGACUGAGCCACGUUCGUCCAUCUUUGCUCCUCUUCUCUUCGUCUCUUUGUGCGACUCUCGUUCGCACUCCACCUGUGACCAGGAUGAAGAUCGCCGACGCGAUGACUUUCCUCCUCUUGGCGCUCUGCGCCACGUCAGCAGUCGCAGCGGCAGCUGGCGGAGGGCAUGCUUCCUCUCAGUACCUCAGGCAUACCGGUGAUCUGCGAGAGCUGAUUAAGGCGGAAGGCGGGUCGGUGAGUAGCUGGGGAGGGGCUCUGGAGGAGUUCCCCAAUGCCUCCUUGGGCGCAGGAAUGGUAACGUUGGAGGGGGGCUUCAUGAUGCUGCCCGAGUACUCCGACUGCCAUUACCUUCUCUACGUGCUUGAAGGUUCCGCCCACGUGGGACUGAUGUCUCCUGUCGGGUUUCCAUCCAAUGCCAGGAGGAUCGAGCAAGGGGAUGUGUUCGCGAUUCCCCGAGGCUGGGUGAGUUGGGCCGUCAACUGCGGAAGCUCUCGGCUGCGGGCGUUCGCGGCGUGGGACACGUCGGAGGGCCAUGCACGUGGCGAGUGCAUGCACUUCCAUCUGGCGGGCUCGUCGUCGACCUCCACUGCAGCAGCGGAGCACCAGAAGGACACGGGUUCGAUUCUUCGCGGAUUCAGCAAGGAUCUGCUGGCCAAAGCGUGGAACGUGGACGUCGGCCACGUGGAGCGGCUGCUGCGGUCCCAGCACGGGAGCGCCAUUGUAAAACUUCCUUCUCGCUCAGUGACCAGCCCCGCCACGUGUCACAACGUGGUCAAUCAGGCCGCUCAGUCAUGGACGACAACAUCGACAAUCAGUCAGCUGGCGAUGGCGGUGGGCAUGGGAUUGAACGAUGACGUCAACGGAGAGCGAGGGGCAUCCUCAACGUCCGGUCUCUUGCCGCUUUCCGGUGGCGAGUUCGUGUACGAGCUGGACAGAUCGUCUGCAGAUGUGGCAAACAAGGGCGGGAAGCUUUGGUUGCUGAAUGCGCACCGAAUGCCAGUGCUGCGUCAGCUGGGAAUGGGCGCGUACAGACUGUUCUUGCAGCCAGGCGCGGUGGUGGGCCCGGUGUGGUCAGUGAACGCGCACCACAUCGUGUACAUUAUCAGAGGAAAGGGGCGCGUGCAGAUCGCGGGUCCGGACGGGCGCAACGAGCUGGACGCGGAGGUGCGCGCAGGACAGGUGGUGGCGAUCCCGCGCUUCUUCGCGGCGUUGAAGGUGGCGUCGGAGGAGCCGUUAGAAAUCAUCUCGGUGACGUCGUCGUCGAUGCCCUUGUCGUCCUUCCUCUCCGGAUCGACUUCCCUGCUGAAGAACAUGCCGUUGGAUGUGGUCACCCACGCGUUCAACGUCCACAGGGAGCUGGAGGAGAAGUUUAGGGAGAAGAGGAGGGAGGUGACCGCCAUCCUGCCGCAAUCGCAGUCGGAGAGUCAGGAAGUGUCGUCCGGUUCGACUUCCCUUUUGUAGGAGAUGCCUGUCGACAGGCGGCAACCGAGGCGUUCAACAUCAUCAGGGAGAAGUGGGCGUAGAUUGCCCCCUUUAUGUCGCAAUCGGCAUCGGGAUCGGGUCUUGCAACGGGAUCGGGUCUGUUGGAGUGUUCGAAGUAAUGUACAACGGCGAUUUGAAAUUGAAUCCCGAGAUCGACAUCAAUCUCCAGUUGAGGAUAAGUGGUUUUGGUAUUUGAAGAAGUUAAUGGUCGUAGAAGUGGGCGUACAUUGGCCCCAUUCCGUGGCAAUCGCCAUCGGGAUUGGGUCUGUUAGAGUGUUCGAAGUAAUAUACAACGGCCAUUUGAAAUUGAAUCCCGAGAUGGACAUCAAUCUCGAGUUGAGGAUGAGAGGUUUUGGUAAUUUGAGAAAGUUAAUGGCCGUAGAUAUCAUCCCGUUUCUGCCGCAAUCUGCGUGUCAGAAGAUUGUUUAGAACGACGUGUCAGAAGAGAAGAGUGUUUUAAAAGCAUAGGCACAGUUAGCUGCGUGUGGAGAACAGCCGGCGCAUCGUGAAUUGCAGAGUGAGUAUCAUUGGGCCAGGUAGAGCUGCUAAGCUAGUAGUAGUCUGAGAGAUCGCAGGAAGCGAGCUGUUAUGCGCAGUGCUGAGAGUAAUCAACACGUUUUUCAAAGGACAUCAACUCCUGGCGGCAGAAAUGCGCACGCAAAUUAGUAUACGACACGUGUAGAGAGCAAUUGACUGUGACCAGGGGGUUGAUUAGUCCCUUUGCACGGAGGAGGGGGUUUGAUAAGUCCCUUUGCAUGGAGGAGGGGGUUUGAUUACUCCCUGUGCAAGGUGGAGGGGGUUUGAUUAGUCCCUUUGCACGGAGGAGGGGGCAGGAGGGGGUUUGAUUAGUCCCCGUGCACGGAGGAGGGGGUUUGAUUAGUCCUAGUGCACGGAGGAGGAGGGGGUUCUUUUAGUGCCAGUGCAAACGGAAACGAGUACUUCACCACGUGGCUGGAAAUCGGAGACGUACUCGGUGGGAGGGAGUUGGCAUGUGUGCGGAGGCGACGAUGUGUCGUGGAAUUGAACACGUUGUUGGUGUUAGCACCAGGAUUGCAACAUGAGAAUCUUGAAACACCUCUGAUGUUACGUCUGCUUGUCUGUUGAGGUCUUAACGACACUUCUGAUUUGAGGUUGGGAAGUGACAAUGUGUGACGAUGAAUGUAUGUCUUUUUUCUGAUGUAGGCUGAUAUACUGACCGGGCACCGCUGCACCCCUCACCAAAUGUGAGUAAUAUAAAGAUAAAGAUAUGACGCAUGUAUUUCAAAGUUCAGCGGAAAAUGCGUUCUCAUUUUGCACAUUUGGUGAGUUGUGAGGCGAGGACCCGCAUUCGUCGCUCAGUGAAGUAAAGUGUUACCUUUGCU
Molecule: messenger RNA, 4417 nt
Organism: Chara braunii
Lineage: Eukaryota; Viridiplantae; Streptophyta; Charophyceae; Charales; Characeae
Source: the annotation of a GenBank genome assembly